ACCCCCGCUCUUGCUCACCAACGGCUCCGACGCUCUGAUUCCGAACACGGUCACCCCGAGUCACUCCCCUGCCCGGAACCCAUGCUGCGUGUCUGCCGGAAGAAAAACUUUCUGACUUCGUGGUCUCAACGCGGCGUGAGAUGUGUGUCGAGUGACGCGCCCGUGAUUCCGAAACCGCUCAUAGCAGUCGAGAGGAUCAUUGCGGAUGGAAUAAAAGCGACUGGCCCCAUAUCCUUCGCGACAUACAUGCAAAUGUGUCUCUCGCACCCCACUCGCGGAUACUACAUGAACCCUAACAAUGCUAUCUUUGGCGCCAAGGGAGACUUUGUGACCAGCCCGGAGAUCAGCUCGCUGUUUGGAGAGUCGAGUUGUUAGGCAUCUGGCUAAUGUCGCAGUGGAUGCAAAGCAGCUCUCAGUUGCCCAUUCGUGUUGUUGAGCUCGGCCCAGGACGUGGAACUUUGAUGCACGAUGUGCUGAGGGUCGUUUCUCAAUUUGCCAAGGACCGCCUGACAGCAGUCCACCUCAUCGAAACGAGUCCAACAUUACGCGCUGUACAAGAAAGUCGGCUGUCCGCCAGUGCUGGGCAAUAUGGUUGCACGCUCGAAUGGCAUGACUCUAUUGAGCGUGUUCCUCCCAGCAGCGAAGAGUACACGAUGGUUCUUGCCCACGAAUUCUUCGACGCUCUCCCGAUCCAUACCAUCCAGAGGACGGAUAAGGGCUGGCAGGAGAUUCUGAUUGCACUGAACGAAACUGAGGGAGACGACAAGUUCCGCUAUGUGAUGACCCCAGAGCCCACCGCCGCGUCGAUGCUCCUUGGCCUGUCCUCGUCUCGCUUCCAGCAGCUGCCUGUUGGAUCCCGAGUAGAGGUGUCUCCCGUCGGCUUCCGGAUCAUGCGUGCCAUCGGAGAACUCAUCAACGGGCGGGGUUCUGGUCUGAUUGUGGAUUACGGGUCUGCAGGCGCGUCCGACCAGUCUUUCCGGGCUUUCAAGAACCACGAGCUGGUGGACAUCUUCCAUGCACCGGGUGAAUGCGAUCUGACGGCGAAUGUGGACUUUUCGUAUCUGGUCGAGUCUGUGCAGGAUUUAGUUCCAACCCAUGGACCUAUAACUCAGGCGGACUUCCUAGAAGCCAUGGGCUUGAAGCUGCGAGUGGAAACGCUUGCUAGCCGGUUGUCGUCGGCCAAGGAAAAGACAGCCAUAGAAGACUCCGGGCAACGGUUGGUCGAUCGUACCGGGAUGGGAUCGCAGUACAUGGUGCUGGGUGUGGGUGGACAGAAGGAAGCGUGGCCUUUCGCAGUGCCAAAAUAGCUUGCUCAGUAAUGGUGAUGGGAUCCAUUAGUCUGCUCGGCUCUCAUCGAUGUGCCCUGGACGUUAUGGCAGAGUAGCUUAGUGCUACGAGUGUAGUUCGCUUUAUGCGUCGAAACCCACUCCCCAGCGUCCUCCACACUUGUCUCAUAUAAAAAGACUGCGCACAAGGAUGCAAGAUUACGUCGACUAUCUGGUAGGGCCGCCACGCGCUGCAAAUCACAAAUCCCGCAUGCCGCGGCAAAAUCGCACGUGGAAUGGACGCGCACUCUUCCAAUCUCACUCUGACUCUGAGACUCAGUUUCUCUUCGCCAUCAUGACCACUCCAUCCAAGCCCGUCACCAUAGCGGGGCGUCCCCGUGCGGAGCCCAUAGACGGCGUCUCAGGCUCGUUCUCCACGACGUACGGCACCCCCGAGCUCCGCGCCCUACGGGCCCAAUACGCAGGGACCCCUCCACCGCCGAAUAUCCCCCUCCGCGCGCCAGGCUCAGCCUCCCCGGCACCGGGCGUGCGCCCUCUCCCGGACGUAUCGAUGCAGGGCUCGCCCGCCUCAGCGGCGCUGGGCCUGCCUGCCUCAUUCAGCAGCGCGAGCCCCGCUCUGCAGCCCCGCACCGAGCGGAGCAACAGCAACACCACGGCGACGCCCAACAUCGACCUGGAGGAGCUGACCGACGAGGAGAAGGCCCGCGUGCUGCGCCUGCAUCUGGUGUCGAAGCAGGAGCGCGAGGCUGCCGCGGGUGGCGCUGCGUCGUCCGAUGUCGAAGCUCCGGUGGGCGGACCCAGCUCGAGACGCUCGUCCUUCCGGGCGCCUCAGGCGCCGAGGGAGGCUGAGGCGGAGCCCGAGACGUUCCCUAUUCCGUACCACGCCCCGGGAGCCGAUGUGACUCACGAUAUCUACAAGUGGCAGUCGGACCAGCGCAGGCUCGCCGCGCGCACGCGGUCGCACUCGGUCGUUCUCCCGCCGUCGACGGCACAGCACCCGGCGUUCGAGCACAUCCACGAGCCAGGUGGCUUCCGUCGCAACUAUCUGCUCCUGCGUGCCAGCGAACGUGGGGAAGAUCAGCCGCCGAUCCUCAACAACUUUAUCGAGUUCCUCUACAUCUUCGGACACUUUGCUGGAGAAGACUUGGAGGACGACGAAGGGGAAGAAGACGAAGAGGAUGCCGAAGCUGCCGCCGCCGGGCCACCAGAUGAAAACGAACCGCUCCUGGGCACCUCCUCUGGUGCUCGCACUGUGACCAAGUCAAGGCGUGCUCACGCCCGUCGGCGCACAUCGACUUCUCGGGGUCCCCAUGGAACGGCGACCGUUCCCCAAGCCGUGCUCAUGCUGCUGAAAGCAUUUGUCGGCACUGGCGUGCUCUUUUUGGGAAAAGCGUUCUUCAACGGAGGAAUCCUUUUCUCGUCCCUGCUGUUCGUCUUCAUCGCUCUGAUCUCGCUGUACUCCUUCCUGCUCCUCGUCUAUACCAAGUUCGUCGUUUCUGGCAGUUUCGGUGACAUCGGCGGAAUUCUCUACGGACCGUGGAUGCGUUACCUCAUUCUAGGCUCCAUCGUCGUUUCGCAAAUCGGAUUCGUCGCGGCGUACAUCAUCUUCGUAUCACAGAAUCUGCAAGCCCUGAUCAUGGGCAUUACGCACUGUCUGACGCUGGUGCCGCUCCACUGGUUGAUUCUGGCGCAGACUGUCGUGUUCUUGCCGCUCGUUCUGUUCCGGGACUUGGCCAAAUUGAGUACCACUGCGUUGGUCGCGGAUGGAUUCAUCCUCGUCGGCCUGGUGUACAUCUUUGGCUCGGAGAUAUCGAUCGUGGCCGAGCGCGGAAUAGCGGAUGUAGCUCUGUUCAAUCCCAAGGACUUUUCGCUCUUUGUUGGCGUUGCCGUGUUCUCGUUCGAGGGUGUUGGAAUGGUUAUCCCUAUUACAGACGCUAUGCGCGAGCCGCACAAGUUCCCCAAGGUCCUCACUGGUGUCAUGCUCGGUGUCCUCGGUGGUCCUCUUUGGUGGCGCUGGUGCUCUUGCUUACAUGACCUUUGGAUCCGAAGUGCAGACUGUUGUUCUGGUCAACCUCGAUGCCUCGAGCAAGAUGGUCCAAUCUGCACGUCCUUCUCCACACUCUCUGUAGCCUUGCGUAGUGCUGACUCUCCACAGGUGCAAUUCAUCUACUCGCUCGCGAUCAUGCUGUCGGUGCCUCUGCAACUGUUCCCCGCCAUCCGUAUCAUCGAGAAUGGGAUCUUCACGCGCAGCGGGAAGGUCGACUUCCGUGUCAAGUGGUCCAAGAACAUCUUCCGGUUCACGAUCGUCUUCCUCUCGGCGUUCCUCAGCUGGCUCGGGGCUGCGGACCUGGACAAGUUCGUUGCGUUCAUUGGAUGCUUUGCCUGUGUCCCGCUGUGCUACGUGUACCCGGCGAUGCUGCAUUUCAAGGCGUGUGCCGACACGCCGCGUAAAAAGGCUGCUGAUAUCGCCAUGAUCGUGUUCGGUCUCGUCGCGGCGGCGUACACGACCCUGCAGACAGUCAAGUUGAUGAUCGAGCCCGACAACAGCGGUCCUCCCGUCUUUGGCAAUUGCUGAAAGCGCUUUGUGCAAAGCAAAUAAUCAAUGAAGCCUCAAGUUCAUGUUCAUGUAGGCGGCGCAAACUACUGGGACCGCGAUAUGCGAUAGAAUCUACUUGUUAUCUACUUACUACCAACACAUACUAUCUGUACCGCACUCCGCUGCGAGUCUCCACAAACGAAUGGACACAUUGUGCGACCAGUGGCCACUGGCGAUCUGAGCAUGUAUGGUGCCGAAUCGACACGUGACGAUCCUAGUCUCUUGUCUCUUCAA
Molecule: messenger RNA, 4116 nt
Organism: Mycena citricolor
Lineage: Eukaryota; Fungi; Basidiomycota; Agaricomycetes; Agaricales; Mycenaceae
Source: the annotation of a GenBank genome assembly